This is a messenger RNA of Vitrella brassicaformis, 538 nucleotides long. Lineage: Eukaryota; Vitrellaceae. The record is from the annotation of a GenBank genome assembly.
AUGGCGAGGCUGAUGGCAAAGGAGGGGGAGUCCAAUCUGGAGGCCUUCAUCAAAGCCUCGAACGAGGAGAUCAAAGCCUCGCGCGAGGAGGCGCACCUGACUCUGGCCUACCUGGUCAUCGAGGGGGCUGAGGUGCAGGAGGCCAUCGACGCCUACGCCGACCUCAUCCUGCCGACAGAGGUGAAGAAGAUGCUCACUUGGUUGAGAGGUUUGAGAAACUGCCCGCCCUCCUUUGCCCAUGUUGGGAUUCAGCAGCAGCGGCGGCGGCGAUGCCAGGGUGAGGGAGGAGCUCGAAAAGCAGAGGAAAACCAUGCAGGCCAAGGUACCAGAUACAGGGAGGGAUCUAGAGGCCGUGAGCAUCACGCCUGGCAAAUACUUGCAUGUUCGUGGCUGCCUGUAUCUAUCGUAUGUGUGGCUGCAGUUCAAUGAGGAGCACGAGGCCCAAUCCAGGGUGUGUGAUGUGCAUGGGGAGAAAGACGGACGAGAGGGAGAGAGGCGAAUUGAAUGCCCAUUGGUUUCUCUCUGCUCAGGGUACUAG